Molecule: messenger RNA, 2801 nt
Organism: Coregonus clupeaformis (lake whitefish)
Lineage: Eukaryota; Metazoa; Chordata; Actinopteri; Salmoniformes; Salmonidae
Gene: khnyn
Product: KH and NYN domain containing
Exons: 10
Coding region: 250-2736 (828 amino acids)
Cellular component (GO): nucleus; cytoplasmic ribonucleoprotein granule
Molecular function (GO): mRNA binding; RNA endonuclease activity
Source: RefSeq, a predicted model, not a curated record
AAAACUUCAGACAUAACUUUCUACAGUAGCCUAACUCUGUCACUCAAUUCACAAACUUUCUCGUAUACUAUUACCAACCGCUACUGUCACGUCGUUUUUUGUGUUCACGGUACUUGUGACUCAUUGUUUUAUGAUCGCAGAAGGUAAAACCAAGUUAUUCAAAUACUAGAAAUCGAAACUGAGAGAAGCGACAGUGAAGCAACUUCGGGAAAAGGAUGAAUGAGUGAGUUCUAACACCUUCACAGUCCCAUGGCCUCUGCCCUAAGCCAUCUCUCUCCAAUGUCUGUAAGAGCAAGAGAUGGAUGGAGUGAUGAAGGAAGAGGAGAGGAGCAGGUGGAGGAUGAGUUUGCGUGUUCCGGGGCGCUACGCGGUGCCCUACAGUCCUUCCAUCCCACAGUUGAGAGGAUAUUUGGGGUGACCUUUACGAUCGGCAGAGAGGAGGCUGCUGUGUUACCCCAUGAUGGACAGAUCUGGCUCAAACUAAAAGGCGAGAGGAAGGACGCUGUGGCUGCCAAAUUGUUUGUGAAGGGAGUUGUGAACCAGGAGGCCCAGCAGGAGGUUCCGUAUCCAGGGGUCCUUCACUGUGUGUUCUGUGGAGCCCGAGGGCUGUUCAUGGAGUGCCUGAUCAGAAACACCUCUGCUUAUAUACUGGUGGGUUCACCAGGCUUCCUGCUAAUCUCAGGGCUGGCAGAACCAGUGGUCAGGGCCUAUUCUCUCAUCACAGACCUGGUGGAACACUACAAGGGCACGCAGGGACGACGAACUGAGCCUGGCGACAGAGGAUCAGGCGAGACCCUGGAUUCCCGUCGGGCCUUCAAAUCGCUGGUGGAGAGAUGGGAGGACAGGCACACUCUGGAUCUCCUGGUGCUACCAGGGGCGGUGAAGGAGACUCUACUGGAUCUGAUGAGGGAGUCUGGGCUGGGAUCCAACCCCGGUCCUGGGGGCUUGAACACAGUUCCUGGGCUGGGCUCGAACCUCAGUCUUGGGGGGUCUAGAGACACAGUGGGUCUAAUGGACACUGAUAGCCAGAGACGAUGGGACAGCCAAUCAGACUUGGACAGACUAACACUUAAGGAUACCAGAGUAUUGAACAGAGCUGGAGAGGCUAGGGACAUAGAGGGAAUACAGGGGAUUUCCACAUCAACGACCAAACCUCCCGAACAUUCCACCCACAACCAAGACCCUGGUCUACGGAAUGUUGGGCAGCUUUCUCAACAAAAGACAUUCACUACCUCACCUGUACAAGGAAGAGAGAUGGGCAAAGAUUGGACACAGGGAGGGAUAGAUAAAGACGCAGCACCCCGACUUCCCAUCUUCCACUCUUUCCUCCAAACCGAGGAGGGGCAAGUACGUUCCCCACAGGAGGUAGAGGAUGAGGAACAGGGGGAAGAAGAGGAAGAGAUGGAGGUAGAAGAAGGAGAGGGGGAGAUGUUGUUGUCAGUAGGGAGUAGGGAGGAGUUUGGGCUCUUGCUGAAGUUCUUCACGGCUAUGGGCUAUGCGGAAGAUGUGGUACUGAGGGUCCUGGCCCGGACCGGACCCAGAGAAGCCUCCCAGAUCCUUGACCUGGUCCAGCAAGAACAUGACCAGACCGGACUGGCCAUGAACCGCCCAGUGGAGAUGGAGCACAGAGAGGUGGAGGAGAGGGAAGCAACCAGAGCGAAGGAGAAACGGGGUCUCUUUCCCCUAGCAGCACAGGGAAGGGAUCUCCCAGCCCUAACAACAGUGGCUGUUGAUAGACGGGGUCUCCCGACCAUGGCAGCAGGGGCUGUGGUGACAGGGCAACAGCGCUUCCUGGAAGGCCUCCAGACGCCCUUUGACCUCAAGCUGACCGACCAAACAGGAGACCCGGGACUCAGGAUGGUCAUCAUCGACGGGAGCAACAUCGCCAUGAGUCACGGGCUGGGUCAUUUCUUCUCGUGUCGAGGCAUCGCCCUGGCCGUGCAACACUUCUGGAACCGCGGGCAUCGCAGAAUCAGUACCUUCCUGCCCCAGUGGAGGCAGAAGAGAGACCACCGGGGCAAAGAGCAGCACUACCUUAGUGAGCUCCAGAACCUGGGCCUGCUCUCCUACACCCCCUCCAGAGAAGUCCAGGGGAAGAGGAUCAACUCAUACGACGACAGGUUCAUGCUGCAGCUGGCCCAGAAGACGGAUGGAGUGAUCGUGACAAACGACAACCUCAGAGACCUGCUGGAUGAGUCUCAUGUAUGGAGAGACAUCAUCAAGAAAAGACUCCUCCAGUACACGUUUGUGGGGGAUCACUUUAUGGUACCGGAUGAUCCGCUGGGCCGAGGAGGACCCCACCUAGAUGACUUCCUACGCUCCCAGCACAGGCCUCCUGUCCCGGGCAUUCACUCGUUUUCAGGCGUGGCAUCCUCCUUCCACUCUCCUCGAGCUCCCAGGGCCCAGACAGAGGUCCUUCAGUUCUGUGACUGGACACCAGGGGUUGUUGUGGAGCCAGAUCCCAUUCAGGCCAGGGGCAAUGGGGAGGCUAGGGCUGGAUGCGGUGGCCCAGGGAUGGGCCUUGGUCUGGGGCCGGGGCAGGGGCUGGGGCUGGGGGUGGAGAGGAGCGCAGCAGAGACCUCCAGGCUUAGGGAGAGCCUAUCCCAGGUGUUCCCAGGACAGGAUAGCAUGGUUACUCUGGUGCUGCAGUGUAAUCCUACAGUGACUGACAUCAAUUCACUGUCACACUUUAUACUGGAGGGCCAGACAGAGAGUGAGCAGGGGGGUGUAGACUGAGAGUAGUGUGUGUGUGUGUGUGUGUGUGUGUGUGUGUGUGUGUGUGUGUGUGUGUGUGUGUGUGU